Messenger RNA from Plasmopara halstedii, 846 nucleotides. RefSeq lists its product as hypothetical. Gene Ontology annotation, molecular function: phosphatidylinositol binding. The record is from RefSeq and is a predicted model, not a curated record. The transcript has a single exon. Bases 1 to 846 code for a protein of 281 amino acids. Lineage: Eukaryota; Oomycota; Peronosporomycetes; Peronosporales; Peronosporaceae.
AUGAACACUAAACGACUACGUAAGAAGCGGUCGCUACCUGUUGGACUGUUACCACCUCAAGUAGCGUGGCUCGACGGAAUUUCGAUGGGUGUAACAUCUUUGGUUUCCAGGCCUCGAAAUUCUCAUCGAGUCGACUAUUUACUUACCGUUGUGUGUGAAAGCCACGAUUUGGCUGAAUCUUCCACCUGGCACUUGGUGCGCACCUUUGACGAAUUUCGCUACUUUCGUAAGCGUCUUACCGCAAUUUUGCGCCGUGGCCACUUUUGUCAUGCUGAGUGUCCGUGGUUAUUCACGUUUUUAAAAAGCUACUACCCAAAAUCUCAAUUGGUUGGAGGCACAUUAUCAAAAGUUGUAAACCGACGACAAAAGACAUUAACACGGAGUUUAGCGACAAUUCGCAGCUUUUUGAUGAAAAGAAGCAAUCACGUCUGUCCACUAGUGAUGCAAGGAGUUGCACUCGAGCUUCUUGAAUUUAUUGUAGGAGGUCAACAAGAAGUUGAUUUCGACAGGCAUGGGAAUGUUCCUGAAUGGCUACGACAACAUUUACAAAAAUGGCAUAAUGGAGAUUUUGACUUGGAGAUAUCCACAAACUUUGACAAGACAGAAUCUGUCAAUCCUGGCAUCAAAACAGACAUUUGUGCUGUAUGUAACCAUCCGUUGGAUGGUCUCAAUCAAAAGGAGCGAGAGGCAGCGGUGGAGGGAGAUCGGUGGUCUCAGAUUGCAGCUGUUGAGUCGUCCUCGGUUCUACUAUGUGGUCAAAAUUUUCACGAUGGAUGCUUGAGCAACAGACAUAAUGAAUUUCUUGCUUGUCCAACGUGCGGUCGCGAAAAGGCUACUGCUGGUUAG